Messenger RNA from Thamnophis sirtalis, 4859 nucleotides. RefSeq names its product synaptophysin like 2 (gene SYPL2). Gene Ontology annotation, cellular component: synaptic vesicle; synaptic vesicle membrane. The record is from RefSeq and is a predicted model, not a curated record. NCBI's taxonomy places the organism in Eukaryota, Metazoa, Chordata, Lepidosauria, Squamata, Natricidae.
GCCGGCCGUCGCGUUGCCGCGCCUCCUUCUCCUUUUGCCGAGUUUGACAGGAGUUCCGACGGGGCUUUUUUCGCCGCAGGUCCGUGGAGGAGGGAGCAACCGUUCACGCCGCCAACUCCACCCGGGGCUCUCCUCGCCUGGAUCACUCCCCCGCCCACUCGCCAGAGAGGCAAGGAAGCCGAUCUUGACCCUUUGACCAGCUCUCCUCGGAGUAUGUCGGAAUCCAGAUCCCAAAGCACGGCGGCGGACAAGGAGUCUUCUAACUUGGUGGCCCAGCUGUUUGGGGGGCUGCGUUGGGGCCUCCUGGAGGAGCCCCUGGGAUUCAUUAAGGUGCUGGAGUGGCUCUUUGCCAUUUUUGCCUUUGGAACCUGUGGUUCUUUUAGUGCAGAAACAGGAGCUACUGUGAAAUGCACUAAGCUUCCCAAGGAGACAACUGCUAUUACUGUGCAGUUUGGAUAUCCUUUCAGGUUGUAUAAAAUCCCAUUUGACAUGCCAGAUUGUAUCGAAGGAUCAACUGCUAAAAGAGUGCUGCAUCUCAUGGGAGACUUUUCUGCACCAGCUGAAUUCUUCGUGACCUUGGGAGUUUUUGCUUUUCUAUAUAGUAUGGCAGCUCUUGCAGUAUAUUUACGAUUUCACUCCCUCUAUAAGGAGAAUAAGAAGCUACCUUUUGCGGACUUCUGUGUGUCUGUCUCAUUUACCUUCUUUUGGCUAGUGGCAUUUUCAGCUUGGGGCAAAGGCCUGUCAGACGUGAAAGGAGCUACACGGCCUUCCAGCCUUAUUGCAGCCAUGUCAGUAUGUCAAUUCAAAAAUGCAUUGUGCAAUGCUGGGGCCACUCCUUCUAUGGGUUUGGCCAACAUCUCUGUGCUGUUUGGUUUUUUCAACUUUAUACUCUGGGCUGGAAAUUGCUGGUUUGUUUUUAAAGAAACCCCUUGGCAUGCACAGACCACCAACAAGGAAAGUUCUGCUGAACAAGGGGCUGUUGAUAAGCAAUAAGGAAACCCCACCCCCAUUGAAGCCAUCUUCCCCCCCCCCCUCUCCAAAUCAAGAACAUGCAGUCCCUUUGCUCAUCCCCUGCAGGAAAUGUGUCUUCUCUGCCAUUUUUGCUACUGCUCAGCAGUCAUAUUGGCUUCCCUUUGUGACUGAAAUGGGAGGCUUUUCUCCAGCUGCAAUUAUUGGUCCUCUUGUGGUCAUAAAUACACAGACUGUUCAUAAUUACAAUAAAACUCUUCUUUAUUUGGAUUUUGUAUAAGUAUACGCUACUGUACAUUUUCACAUUAGUCACCUAUCUUAGGAUGUAUGGCAAUAUGUCUUUACUGAUGACUUUACUAUUUUUUUUUUAAAAAAAUGAAGCCAGUAGAGUUGAAUAAGCACCUAGAGAAAACCAAAUAAUUAGAACCAUAGAACUUGGGACAUCUAAGUGCCUUAGUGAGAAAAUAUGUCUACUUUGUAGCUAUAAUAGUUGUACAAACAGUAACUUGGCUGAGCAACAAAAUAAAAUAAAAACAAAAUAUUUUUUUACCUUUAAUACAUUUGACGGCAGGAAGGAGUGUGUUACAUUUCUCAUUUUGUAUUACAGAGUAUACAUAUUCUAAACAUAUUUUUGCUUCCAUUAAAUAUAAUUGAUUACAACUUAAGAUACUGUUUGCACACAGGUGUCUUGUUCAGCCUUGCAUGGCUAAUAUGGGAAAGGUUUUUUUUUUAAAAAAAUCAUUGAAAUAAGAGAAAGUCCUCAUUGGUCAUUUUGAACCACAAAGGAUAAUCAUUUCCAAUGUGAGCUAGUUUUGCUAUCCGUAAAUUGCACACAAAUAUUGACCAUCCAGAAGUAGCUUUAGUGGAAUACUUCUGGUAUUCUAGAAUUUGACAUCUGUUUCAAAACUUCUUGAAAUUUUGUUUUAUUUAAAAACAUUUCACAAUAUGAACUUCUUUGAGUAUGCAGACUAAUUCAAUUUACCUGAAGUUAAGACAGCCUAAACUCGGCUGAGAAACAUGCAGAACACCGAUGGAUGUUUUUAAAAAUAUAACUUAUGAUAUUGUUCAGAAUCUUUGUUUCUCGUAAUUGCCUUUAAAUCCUUUGUAAUAGAAAUUGUUAAUUCUUCAUUUUUGGAAUUGACUAUCGGUCGACUAAUAUAUACUUGUUCAUAUCUCAAAUUUAACUCCCAUUUGGCUGCAAUUAGCAACAUCAUUUGAUGGUGACAUGAGCCACCCUAAUCACCUAAUGGUUGCUAUGGGAAUUCUUAAGGAAGCUUUUAGCAUCUCUAGAUGUCUCUUAGGUAGAGGACAAGACUGCCAGAAAUUAAGUGUAGUAUAAUAAAUUUACCUUUUCCUUUUCUCCAUCUUUUUCAUUAGAAACAACUUGCUCUUGAGAAUAUCAGCUAUUCUUAAACUAUUCCCACCCUUCAAUCCUUAAAUCUCUGUUUCCCUAGACUUUAACUUAAAUAGGGAGAGGGGAUAGUUUUUAGGAAGAUGGGGGAUGCCAGAAUAUGGAAGGAUGGUUAUUUUUUCUGAUAUAAAUCUAUUACAUCAGACCUUGUUUGGUCUUGGACUUUCUCUUAUUUCCACAUCUUCUUUUAUCAGCAAAGGGAGAAGAAAUCUUAAUAUUACUAAUACUGGUGCUUUGUUAGGUGUGGGACCUUCAUAUUAAGCAUGUGUCCGUUGUAUUUUUUGUAAACUUCAUUUUCUUCCUGAAUUUUUAUUACUGGUACUUCUUCACCACGGUGAUAGUUUUUAGGAAAUUCUGUGGCAUUUUGGCAUUGAAACUACGAUAUGUAGUCUCCUACUGGCCCUAUAGUGUCCUUUAAAAAAAAAACAAGAUUACUAUAAACCAAAAAUAAAAUUGUUUGACUACCUUUUAAGAAUGAGUUUCUCUGGUAGUCAAUCAUUAUGUGUGCUUCUAUCAACAAAUUAGUCCAUACCUAGACUAAUAGCUUUUAGCUAAUAGUGUGUUUACAUAAUCAUUCAUUUCAAGAGUUCUAUAUUUUUUUCUGAAACACUGAACCUAUAAAUGUAGUUAGAUAUGCGUGUCUUUCAUCUUGUUUAUAUCUUUGAUUCUUUCUUCUGAAUCUUACGGAUUACUUGCUACCUUUGCAAAUAUUUGUCCAAGGUCCUCAAUUAAUAAAAAUCAGUGUCGUGAUACUGUUACCAUUUGAUACGAAUUGAAGAUCUGACAUUUGUGCAAAUAUUGAACACUACUUUCUAAACUGAUGCUAUAAACAGAAAGAAGUAUCUGGCACAUGCUGUCCCUUUGGCAGUAAAUAUUCUUUAAAAAGUAUAUGAUUGUUGCAUGCCAUUGGUCAUGCAAAUUCUGCAAGCCACCUUCUGACUUAAAAUAUGCUUGCUUCUGUAUUUGAAAUAAAUACAGUUGUGCUACAUUUGGCAUUAUUUCUAUACCCAACAUAGAAGAGAGCUGUAUAGCAGCUGUGCCAGGCAGCAGGUGCAGAUAUACCCAUUACAUUGAAUCCAAAGCCAUCCUAGAUGACUGACUCACUGUCCUGAGGCUGUAUCUUGGGCAUGACACUAGCUAGAAAGAAUGAAGAAGCACUGCUUUUGCUGUCUUUGGGUUUUUGAAAGUUGAAGCUUAGCAUUUUUUACAAAUUCAGUGUAGCAAAUGGUAGUUAAUGAUGUGUAACUGAGAUACUCCUGAUGUCUAUCUUCCCUGUCCUGGAAUAAUAAACAUUUCUAUUGAAAGUGGAGCAACCAAUAGCUCAUUGCUGAAUUCUGGACAUCCAUGCUUACCAAUUCUGCUUACUUUCUCAGGCAUUUUACUCUUCCAGUGACAGGAUAUUGCAUAUUUUUACUCUCCUAGUGAUUGUUAGCUUUGUUCUAAUAAAAUAUUUUGAGAGUUCACUUUGAAGGACUAUAGCCUUUAUGUACAUUUAUAGUUUUGCUUUCAUCUAUGUCCAAUCUAAGUAUAAUUGCCUUAAACACUAUGUUACUGAACUGUCUAUUUUCCAGGGAUUAAUUGACUGUUUUAUAACUUUUGCAUUUGGUACAGUGUAUGACAAGCUUUACAUAUAUUCACGUACACGGCCUUGUCAGUACGUGGUAUCUUCUAACUUUCAAACGUAUAAUAUAUGGUGGGCAAACAACAAAAAAAUAGUUUUGUCAAAAAUUUGCAAGUGAUUUUUUAGCCAAACUAUUGUCUAUGUUAUAUAUUUUCUCUGUUAUGUUGUGGGUACAUACUGGAAAGGAUGAAAAAGAUUCCCAAUGGGAUCUGUAUUUGUUGUGCCCAUUUAGCGUGAUUGGUUGAAAUGCCUAACUGAAUAAUAAUUACUCUAUGUAUAAUACAUGCAUGCACCAUAAAUAGAGAAAUACCUGUAAAGUAUAUAGCAAAAAUUCUGGCAUCAUGCCAAAAUAUUCAGAACACGAGCACUUUUUAGGUUGCUCAGUCUCUGACCAUCAAUUUUCUAAAUCAUUUGUUUCAUUUUUACCUAUUCUUAAUACAACAAUUUGUUUCUAAUGUGCAAUUAAAAUAUACCCUUUUUAUGGCAACCGAGUCAAAAAUUUGCUGCCCUCUAACAGAUAAUCUUUAAAAUAUUAGAAAAGUGCUAUAAAAUUCUUGUUGUAUUCUUCUCUUCAAAUUAAGCAUAUUUCACCAUGGCCAGAACAUUUGAGGAAUUUAAAACAUGGCUGUUUGUUUUUAUCUGAAAGAUAGAAUUAUUUAUUCUAACAUAGUUGGAUAAAAAUGACAAAUCGAUUCUAAAUAUCUGGCUGACCUUGUGGCAACCAUAAUAAUAAUAAACCACUGAUUGAAUAGGCUAGCAGCUUGCAGUUGAUUGCAGUCUGCCCUCUUGUCUCUAAUUUAUAAUGAAGCCUUUUCUUGCUCUCUUCACCACUACUCACUGUAUUAAUCUAAUGUAAAG